AUGAAGGUUAACUUGACCCACAAUGAUAGCACCAAAACUUUUGAUGAUGUUGCCCGUCAUGUGGAGCUUGAAAACGAGCGGCUUGGUGCUGCUAAAGCUGUACCUAAUGCCUUUGUGGCAGAAUCAAGUGUGACAAAGAGAUCAAGCUUCAAGCGCAAGAGAAACUGGAAAAAUGACAGAAAGGACUCAGGGGCCACCAACCAUGUGAGCCAUGAUAGAGAAGCGUUUAUAGAGUUUCGUCGAGUUCCACCUAUAUCAAAGCAUGUAUAUGUGGGAAAUAAUGCAAAGCUUGAAGUCAAAGGGAUAGGCACUUGCAGAAUGGACAUGCGUGGUGGCCGAUCAUUGAUGUUGCAUGACGUCCUAUAUGUUCCAGAGAUUCGACGAAACUUAGUCUCUGUGUCUAUUCUUCUAGAUUUAGAUUUCAAUUUGAACUUUAGUGGCAAUGGUCUUAGAAUUACUCAAGACAAUGUUUUUUUAUGGUUUUGGACAUCAUUAUGA
Molecule: messenger RNA, 498 nt
Organism: Nicotiana attenuata
Lineage: Eukaryota; Viridiplantae; Streptophyta; Magnoliopsida; Solanales; Solanaceae
Exons: 2
Coding region: 1-498 (165 amino acids)
Source: RefSeq, a predicted model, not a curated record